Perkinsus marinus ATCC 50983 is the source of this 814-nucleotide messenger RNA. Its product is annotated as subtilisin, putative. NCBI's taxonomy places the organism in Eukaryota, Perkinsozoa, Perkinsida, Perkinsidae. The record is from RefSeq and is a predicted model, not a curated record. Gene Ontology annotation, molecular function: serine-type endopeptidase activity. The annotation marks the transcript as partial. Gene Ontology annotation, biological process: proteolysis. The transcript has a single exon.
AUGUCUGCACGCUUGGGCGUCUUGUCGACAAUACUCGUGUGCGUUAUAACCUUUGGUGAAGGUGUCUUGGACCGUACUCUGUUGAGGAUAUCUCAUCGUGGAGCUCCCCUGGACAUUCGUCUCGUACCGAAGAUGCUGGCGCAGGCCACCGCUGCCUCUGAUAGAGUGGUGUAUCCUCUCAGCGUUGACGAUCUUGAGUGCGAACGAUGCUUCGCCCAGGAUGGCGCGAUCUUGGACUUGAAGGCUGUGGGCAUCCAAAUCGUGGAAUCCACAUGCUCGGUUGGUCACAGUCAAAUUCUAGGCUACUUGCAAAAGGCUAAAACCAUGCUUGACAUCGAUUUCGACUGCGAUCCUGACUAUGAGGUGUCCAUAAGUCCACUCUUCGAACCGACUGUGGGAACGAAUCCAGAAUGUACCGGCGGUAACCAAGUUCUCUGGACGAACGACCCUGCCUCUUCUUGCCAGCGUAACCUCGAGCUCAUUCGCCUCGGAAAGGCCUGGCGCGCGGCUUCGAGAGGCCACCUUCAAGAUGCCGUCUUGGCUAUCAUCGAUUCGGGAGUUGAUAUGACUCAUCCGGAUUUGGUCGGUCAGUUCUGGGAGAAUCCAGAAGAUGGUUCAAUCGGCUACAACUUCAUUACGAAUACUACCGAUGUUACUGAUGACAAUGGUCAUGGUACUCACUGUGCUGGCAACGCGGCCGCUCAUACUAACAAUCGCAUCGGCAUCGCAGGGGUGGCGAAUGCCAACUUCACAGUACCCUACGUGAAGUUGAUGAUAUUGAAGUUCCUCGGUUCAGAUGGACGUGGUUCUAUCA